CAAAAUAAUCUGAUAAUGGAGGGUUCCUUAGGAUUCCUUUUCCUUACUUUUCUAAUUAUUCCUCUUCCUCAUUUCUUCAUUUUCUGCAAUGGACACUCUCACUCUCACCCUCAGCCUCGUUGCAUCGAUACUGAGCAACGCGCCCUUCUCACCUUCAAGCAAGACCUUAUUGAUCCUUCAAACCGGCUCUCCUCCUGGACUGUUGAUGGGGAUUGCUGUCACUGGGUUGGUGUUGUCUGUCAUAACCUCACUGCUCACGUCCAUCAACUCCAUCUUUCAAGCUAUUAUGAGCGGUCAAAGUUUGGUGGUAAGCUAAAUCCUUCUCUGCUUGAUUUGAAGCAUUUGAAUUACUUUGAUCUCAGCUUCAAUAAUUUCUCUGCUUCUCCUAUUCUCGAAUUUCUCGGUUCAAUGAAGAGUUUAACAUCUCUUAAUCUCUCAAAUGCGGGAUUUGUGGGACUCAUACCUCAUCAACUUGGAAAUCUCUCCAAUUUGCUCUAUCUCAAUCUCGAAGACUAUGAUUCUUAUGAUUUAUAUGUGAAUAACCUUCAAUGGCUUUCUGGUCUUCCUUUGCUGCAAUAUCUCGAUAUGAGCCGUGUAAAUCUUAGUAAAGCCUCUGAUUGGGUACGAGUCACAAACACACUCCCUUCCUUGUUUGGCUUGCGCUUGUCAUCUUCCCAACUUCCUUUCAUUCCACUGACACCCACUGUUAACUUUUCAUCUCUCCUCACCCUCGAUCUUUCAUGGAACUAUUUUGAAAAUAGUUUGAUCCCAUCAUGGAUCUUUGGUCUUCAUAAUCUUGUUUCUCUUGAUCUAUCUUACAAUGACUUUCAAGGUCCAAUCCCUGUUGAUCUCCAAAACAUGACUUCUCUUAGUCACCUCGAUCUAUCUGAUAACAAUUUCAACUCUUCAAUUCCUAAUUGGUUGUAUAGUUUUAGUUGUCUUGAGUUUCUCCACCUUCCCUACAAUAAUUUGCAGGGUACAAUCUCCAGUGCCAUUGGAAACCUAACAUCUGCCAUUAGUAUUGACUUGACACAUAAUGAACUUGGAGGAAAGUUGCCAAGAUCGUUGGGUAAUCUCUGUAACUUAAGGGAAAUCAAAUUGUCAUCCAACAAAUGGAGUCAAGAGAUAUCUGAAAUCUUAGAAAGUUUAUCAGUGUGUCUUUCAGAUAGACUAGAGAUCUUAGACUUAAGUCAUUCUCAACUUCAUGGUCAUUUGACGGAUGAACUUGGUCUAUUCAAAAAUCUAGCUAAUCUUCUUCUUAGGAAGAAUUCAAUCUCAGGUCGACUUCCGGUGUCUUUAGGAAAUCUUUCAUCUCUGACAUACCUGAAUCUUGGGAUUAAUCAAUUGGAAGGAACCCUCCCUCAAAAUUUUGGACAGCUUUCCAAACUUGAGACUUUAUCUAUUGAGUCUAAUAUGUUGAAAGGUGUCUUGUCUGAAGUUCAUUUUUCCAAUCUAACCAGUUUGAGGAAUUUUUAUGCAUCUGGAAACCAACUGACUUUAAAAGCAAGUCAAAAUUGGAUUCCUCCUUUUCAGCUUGAGACUUUAUACUUGCGAUCAUGGAAUUUAGGGCCAAAAUUUCCCACAUGGCUUUGUUCACAAAGGCAUCUGCAGUCGUUAGACAUUUCUGAUACAAGGAUUUCAGAUGUGGUUCCUCCUUCAUUUUGGAACUUGUCUUCUCAGUUCCAAAUUUUAAAUCUCUCCCACAAUCUAAUUCAUGGAGAAAUUCCAAAUAGUCCCAUGAUUUUGCCCGCUGCAGUUAUUGAUUUAAGUUCAAACCAUUUCAAAGGUCCUUUACCUUGUAUAUCCUCUAAUGUGCUUGUGCUAGAUCUUUCUAAAAAUUCAUUCUCUAGAUCCAUUUCCCACUUUUUGUGUUUUGGAAUGAAUGAGCAAAAACAAGUAGGAUAUCUCAAUCUUGAAAAAAAUCUUUUAUCAAGAAUAAUACCUGAUUGUUUGAUGAAAUGGAACAACUUGGAGGUCUUGAAUUUGGGGAACAACAAUUUGAGUGGCAGUAUUCCAUCAUCCAUGGGAUCUUUGACUUAUCUUAGUUCUUUGCAUUUAUACAACAACAAAUUCUCUGGAACAUUACCAUCAUCUUUGAAAAAUUGUAAAGAGUUGGUAAUUAUUGAUGUUGCUGAAAAUAGGUUUGCUGGAAACAUACCUUCUUGGAUUGGGCAUAGAUGUACAAGCUUGAUGAUUCUUAACCUUCGCUCAAACUAUUUCCAUGGUCACAUACCAGAAGAACUUUGUGCUCUAGCUUCACUCCAAAUAUUGGACCUUUCACAAAAUAAGCUAUCUGGAAGCAUACCUAGAUGUGUUAAAAAUUUUAGCGCCAUGGCCACAAAUAAUAUUUCAAAUGACCACUUAAAUUCUUAUCGUUCUUCUAAUCAUUAUGGUUAUGAUGAAACUGUCCCACUUGAAAGUGCAUUGCUUGUGAUGAAGGGAAACAUUUUUGAGUAUAACACCAUUCUCCCAUUGGUAAAAAGUAUAGACUUUUCCAAGAAUAGUUUAUCAGGAGAGAUUCCCGAAGAAGUGACCAAUCUUCGAGAAUUACAAUCAUUGAAUCUGUCAUAUAAUCUCUUAAUUGGAAGUAUUCCUGUGAAUAUAGGUACUAUGGGUACAUUGGAAUGUAUUGAUUUCUCUAUGAACCAACUUUCAGGUCAAAUUCCCUCAAGCAUGUCUAGUUUGACAUUAUUAAAUCAUUUGAACUUGUCAAACAACAAUUUGAUUGGGAAAAUCCCUUUAAGCACCCAGCUACAAAGUUUUGAGGCAUCUAGUUUCAUUGGAAACAAACUUUGUGGACCACCACUUACUGAUAAUUGUACUACAAAUGGUGUAAAACCCAACAUAAGAAGUAAAGAUACUAGUGGACUUGAAGUGGAUUGGUUCUAUGUGAGCAUGUCACUCGGCUUGGUGGUUGGGUUUUGGGGUGUAUGUGGUCCUUUACUAUACAAUAAGCAAUGGAGAAUGAUGUACUUUCAAUUCCUAGAUCACAUAGGGUACAAGCUUAAGAGUGUUGUCUUGUAAGAUUUUUAAUACUUUGUGCAAAUGUUAAAUAUUUUGAUCAUGUUAAAUGUUGUAAGUAAAUGCUGUCUUGAUCAUGUUAAUAUUUUGAUGAUUUCCAAAUAAUCUUUUUGCUGAUUAAUA
Quercus lobata is the source of this 3144-nucleotide messenger RNA. RefSeq names its product receptor-like protein EIX2. The record is from RefSeq and is a predicted model, not a curated record. Lineage: Eukaryota; Viridiplantae; Streptophyta; Magnoliopsida; Fagales; Fagaceae. The transcript has a single exon. Gene Ontology annotation, molecular function: protein binding. The coding region runs from base 16 to 3024 and encodes 1002 amino acids.